This is a messenger RNA of Dunckerocampus dactyliophorus (ringed pipefish), 5296 nucleotides long. Its product is annotated as protein crumbs homolog 1-like. Bases 133 to 3174 code for a protein of 1013 amino acids. Gene Ontology annotation, molecular function: Notch binding; calcium ion binding. The record is from RefSeq and is a predicted model, not a curated record. Gene Ontology annotation, biological process: Notch signaling pathway. NCBI's taxonomy places the organism in Eukaryota, Metazoa, Chordata, Actinopteri, Syngnathiformes, Syngnathidae. The transcript is spliced from 8 exons.
UACUAGCGUGUCAGCGAGCACAUGCCUGGGUGAGCAGAGCUGAAGAUGGAGGUGCAUACACAAGAGUUCCUCACGCUGGACUUGUUGUGAAAUGAAGAUAUUUGCAAAUAUCUCUUCAUUUUGGAGGCUUUGAUGAGGACAAUGUUGACGUUUAUUGCGCGUGUUUGGAUGUUAUGGUGGCUUUUUGAAGGUAUUUUCUCUGACGGUGACAUCACUGGUUGUGAACAGAAGCCGUGCCAAAAUGGUGGCGUAUGUGAGAGUCAUGUCGGUGGUUUCAGAUGCCGCUGCUCCCAGGAAACCCUAAAUGGGUAUCUAUAUGGUGGGGAGACCUGCAAUGUUGCGCUUUCGGGCUGUGAUGACAACCAGUGUGAAAAUGGAGGAAUAUGCUCCCCGUUACUUGUAAAUGGACAACACACUUACACAUGCGUCUGCCUGGCUGGUUUCUCAGGGUCCAAAUGCCAGACCUCCACUGUUUUUUCGUUUGAGACCCAGGGUUACAUGUAUAUAGAGACUCCUCUUGUUGACCCGGUAGCACCUCUAAAUGUUACUCUCAGCUUCCGGACAGAAAGACCUGUUGGCACCCUCUUGCAGAGCAGAGUGGCUGACCUCCUCCUCAGCAUUGAGCUAAUGGAUGGUCGCCUGUGCCUCCGCAGCCUCAGAAAUCAAGGAUCCAGCACACUGGUUCAGGAGCUGCCGGUGUAUAUUUCCAACAACAAAUGGCACACGGUGGAGGCAUCACUGGGCGGUGUGGUCAGCCUCAUCAGGCUCCUCUGUACUGAAGGAAACUGCACCAGGGACACCAGCACAGAGGUCCAUGUUCUUGAGCCUGCCUCUGCGCUCCCCCAGCCUGGGACAGCCCGUCAAAGCCUCUUCAUUGGAGCACACAGAAGAGAACCCUCGCAUGCUUUUCUGGGCUGCUUGAGAGAUGUGUUUGUGGACUCGCAUCUGGUGGUGCCUGUGACAUUGCUGAAAGCUUCUGACGGCCAGGUUAAUGUCACGAUGGGCUGCAACGAUAAUGACAAAUGCGACGACAGCCCCUGUCAGAACCGGGGGCGCUGUGUGAGCCAGGGAUGGAGGAGUUACAUGUGUGAGUGCCACAGACCUUACGAGGGCAACAACUGUGCAGAGGAAUACGUGACCGCAAGGUUUGGGAGCAAAGACCUGAAAAGCUACGCCGUCUUUUCAUUAGAUGAUGACCCAGGUGAUACUUUGACCGUAUCCAUGUUUAUUCGAACCAGGCAAGCCAGUGGCCUCCUCCUGAUCCUCGCCAACAGCACCAGUCAGUACCUGCGCCUGUGGCUCGAGCAGGGCAGAGUCAAAGUUCAAGUCAACAACUUUGAGACCCUGGUUGGCCAACGUGUGGUCAGUGACGGCCAUUUUCAUCUGGUGACUGUGAAGCUGGAUGGACUGGAAGCAGCGCUGAUCCAGUCUGCCCAGAGCCAAGGCUCUUUACCCAUACGGCACAUCUGGGCCCGUCAUGGGGAUUGGGUCUUCGUGGGUGGACUAGCAGACUCGAGGGCCUCUGCGACAUUUGGAGGCUAUUUCAAGGGAUGCGUUCAAGAUCUCAGGAUUAACAAUAAACGUUUGCAGUUCUAUUCCAUAACGACGUCAGUGGAAUCUUACAAGCUGGAGCAGCUCAUUAGUGUUGCACCAGGAUGCAGCGGUGACAACGCCUGUGCAGUUAACCCCUGUCUCAAUGGAGGCGUUUGCUACUCCAUGUGGGAUGACUUCAUCUGUAACUGCCCCCCCAACACUGCAGGGCGGAGCUGCGAGGAGGUGAAAUGGUGUGAGCUGUCUCCUUGCCCUGCCGCUGCUGUAUGCCAGCAGAGCUCGCAGGGCUUUGAGUGUUUGUCCAAUAUAACCAUUCGGGCAGAAAGUGGAAUUUUGCACUACCGCAGCAAUGGGAAGAGUAAGCGCACCAUCAAUCUCGCCAGUGUCUCCCUCAGCUUCCGCACAAGACAGUCUGCUGCCACCAUAUUGCAUGCACAAAGGGGCACAGCCUACCUCACCCUCGCUCUUCGAGACUCCCGUUUGGUCGUGGAGCACCAGGCCGGAGCGGACCGCAGUUCCCCCAAGCUGACUGUGCAAGGUGUGGGUUCAGUCAGUGACGGAGAGUGGCAUUCUGUGAAGCUCAGCAAGCACAGUCAAACAUCCAAGUGGAUCAUGGCUGUGGAUAGAAGUCGAGAGGAAAUAUCCACGUUAAGUGCAGGGGACUUGGAUUUUCUUAGGGAGGGAGCUGACAUCUUCCUGGGGGCAAUGAGCCUGGACUCCACAGUGAGUCUCUCAGGGUGUCUGGGUCCUGUCGAGAUCGGAGGCCUACUUCUCCCGUUCCACUUCGACACAGAGCUGAAACUGCUCAGGCCUCAGGAAGAACAGUUUGCACAGAUGAACAUCAACGCCGUCCCACAAUACGGCUGCUGGGGGGCCAGCGUGUGCGCACCGAACCCUUGUCAAAACGAGGGGGCAUGUGAGGAUCUGUUUGACCUGCAUCACUGCAAAUGUCCUUCCACGUGGACGGGACCACUGUGUCAGGAACCGAGCGACACCUGUGUCUCCAACCCCUGUAUAUUUGGAAAGUGCAGCAACAGUCCUGGAGGGCACAAAUGCGUGUGCGAGCAGGGGUACAUAGGUGAAAAGUGUGAGGUGGAAGUGGACUUAUGUGAGAAUAACAAUUGCAGCAAUGGCUCUACAUGUCUCAAAGGCUUCCAGAACUACUCCUGCCUCUGUCCCCAGAACCUGACAGGCCAAUACUGCAAUGUGAAAAUUCCUGAGAUCCCGUGGUACAUCGAAAUAAACUCUCUUCCUCUGCUGCCUGUAACAAAAUGCAACGGCAGAAGAUGGAACUUCAGCUGCUUCAAUGGAGGGAACUGUUCGGAAGCAGACAACCGAUGUCUCUGCCUGCCUGGUUUUACAGGACAAUGGUGUGAGAAAGACGUCGACGAGUGUGCCUCUACCCCCUGCAUGAACGGAGGCUUCUGCAUCAACUACAUCAACAGUUUUGAGUGCGUGUGUGACAUGAAUUACUCGGGUAUAUACUGCCAAAUAGAUGUCAGCGACUUUUACUUGUACGUCUUCUUGGGCCUGUGGCAGAACCUGUUCCAACUGGUGUCCUACCUCGUCAUACGCCUCGACGACGAGCCAGAAAUCGAGUGGGAUUUUCACGUUAAUGAUUAACUCCAAGCUUGGAAGUGCAUAAAAAGAUCAGUGCUGUUUGGUUUUGAACCAGCUUUCCGCAGUGCUAUUCAUGAGACCAUUUGUUCCAUUUUCCUGAGUAUCUCCAGUGCACACAAACUGUGAGUGUCAGUUGUGAACAGUUCUAUGUGUAAGUCAAUAUACUGUACUUUUUCCAGUAUAAACAUUUGAUUCUGGUUAUCAUACGGAAAACCUCAGUUUUUCUUGUGCCUUGUGCUCCUCUUUGGAAUCAGGAGCGCUGCUUUAUAGACUUUAUAGCUAGAAAAAUUAUAAAUUACAACUAAUUGUGUGCACACUCUACCUGACUCGUAUGACGAAUACACAGAAUAAACGUCUUUGAAAACAUUUAUUUUUACUUAAAUUGUUGCACUUUUAUAAUUUUACAAAAAAAUAAAUCAAUUUGUAUCUUCACAAACAAAACAUCCAUUACUUUGUGUCAUCUGCUAUCAGCAGGCAACGUUUUUUUUUAAAUAAAUAAUACAAAACCAUAGAAAGAAACCUUCAAUAUUGGAUCAUUGCAGUUGUGAGAGUAUAUUAAGGCUCGUGUGGUGCACUGUUGCCUGCAACCUUGCAGUCAAGUCAAACAGGAGGACAUGUUUGUUAAACAACGUGCCAUUUGAUUAUAGAAAAUUGAAAUACGGCAAUACGUAUGAGGAUUUAGCAUUGUAUUUUGUAAAAAGUUGCUCGGGUUGCGCUGCGAGACAGCUGAACGUGGACUGAUGAUUUCUUAAGUAUAGCAUCCGAGUACAUACUGUACGUGUCUGUUAGUGAGCCUGUUCACGGAGCUUACAUUCACAGAGCUCUUUGUAGAUCCGCUUGCGGAUCUUUGGGAUGUCCCUCUGUGAAAAAUGCAGCGGCUGAGCCAAGGCGAGGCAUCUGGAAUACUGAGACGGAGAGCAAAGGAAGAGUCAUGAAUUCAUAUCUGGGCUGAUUGGUUGAGCGCACUACAGCGGGAGAAGCAUGCAGGUACCUCCAAGACAAAAACACCACAGUCAUUUUCAUUGGUCUGCUGUGGCACUUUCUGUAAACAAAUGAAAAUUAAUGAAUAACUCCACGGUGGGUACAAUUUUUCCAGCCAAUUUUGAAACAUACCUCGUCGAAUGACAUGGCCCAGCCACUUACAAACGAUGCGCGUUGCUUCUCUGUUGCUUCUGUUACCAAGUACUUCAAGAUGUUCUGCGGUGGACAAAUGCACGCUGAUAGGUUCACAGAUGAUUCUAGUGGAUGGGUCUGAGGGGAACAAACGUGUGAUUUACCCGUGCAACUUUGCGCAGUGCAUUCCCUUGAGAGUCAAAGAGACAGAUCUUCCUUCUGGCAAUGUCUGCGGUCACCAAGCACCAAUGAACCUCCAGGUGAAUGGGCACCAACAGCAGAGUCUUGGAGAACAAAUCCACCUGCAUAAGAGACAAUGGCUACGUUUACUCCUUUUCUAACCCAAAAAUCGGGUCAUGUAUACGCCUAAUCGGGAUAUCGGGAACAUUGCUUUGUGUUCUGCGCAUGUUCUCUAUUCGAAAGGAAUCUCUUGUCUUUGGCAGGAACUACUUGUAAACAUGACGACACGCAAAACCCCCCACGUUUGGAGUGAGGGGGAAACGAGCUACCUCAUUAGUGUGGUGAAAUUAUGUAUUUUAUUGACGGUAGAAAGUACCGCAGUAGCGAAGUCUAUCAGAAGGUGAGCAAGCCGUUACGCGAAGCAGAGUUUGUACGGGGUCUCUGGGGAUAUAGCAUGGAUGUGGAUGGCACAGCUCCGGCUCCGUUUCCUAUUUCUUCAUGUUCUCGCCUUCCAUUAAUGAAGAAAGUGAGACAGAAUAGUGUCGAGUACUGGUGGUGGGUCAGUAAAGUACUGGUGGUGGGUCAGUACCAGCACCAAAACGCAAGCAAAGGCGUUCAUUAUCCGCCGUGCCGGUGUUGUUGUUUUUGGAAACAGGAAGAAAAAGCGGAAAUGACGCGCAUUGCGUCAUGAUGUUUUCCGUGCUGUUUUUUUUUUUUUCACGUCGCGCAUGUAAACGGGUUAUUCCAAAUAUUUCAGAAACCGGAAUAUUGACCUUAACCCAAAUAUUGACUGCAUGUAAACGUAGUAAAUCAAUAAAUGGAUUCCUCCAAA